AGCAAAAUCAACCGACUGUGUUAACAUCUUAGCCAUUUACCGCCACAGCAUUCUGCUUUUUUCCUCACAACCAUGCAGUUUUCUACCAUUCUUUCCCUCGUUUGCUUCGGCGCGAGCACCGCGGUUCUGGCCGCUGGAGUCCCUGCAAUCCAAGCACGAGGGGAUAUCCCGUUCUGCCAGGCCAACCACCCGUCCAGCCACUGUACCUCCACGGAAGCUUGCGAGCAGGCUUGCGGAGGAGCUGCUCAGACCUCGGGCUGCAGCAGCCUGUGCGUCUGCGUCUGCAGCGAUGGAAGGAAGCUGUAAAUCAGACACUGGCCUGUCCAUUUGGAGCUUUAGGAGGGGGAAGAGAAAUAAAGCCCUGAUUAUGUACAAUUAGCAGGAGACACGAACUAUGGCGAGCGUGUUAGGGAUACCCAUCCUUCAAUAAAAGAGGGUAAACAAAUCAUAUGACUGUC
Molecule: messenger RNA, 458 nt
Organism: Pyricularia oryzae 70-15
Lineage: Eukaryota; Fungi; Ascomycota; Sordariomycetes; Magnaporthales; Pyriculariaceae
Exons: 2
Coding region: 73-306 (77 amino acids)
Source: RefSeq, a predicted model, not a curated record